Molecule: messenger RNA, 3102 nt
Organism: Betta splendens (Siamese fighting fish)
Lineage: Eukaryota; Metazoa; Chordata; Actinopteri; Anabantiformes; Osphronemidae
Gene: cip2a
Product: cellular inhibitor of PP2A
Exons: 21
Coding region: 1-2751 (916 amino acids)
Source: RefSeq, a predicted model, not a curated record
AUGAAGCCCCCCCCCCUCUUCUCGUACGUGGUUUGUCCUGUCUCUGUUCAAGCUCGUAGCGGGAAGACGACGACGACGACGACGUUGUUGUUGUUGUUGUUGUUGUUCUGUGGCACAUUUGUCAAAAAGCAGAAAAACUGUCACAGGAUGGAUACGACUACGUAUUUAAAGUCUCUGCUGCUGGCUAUCCAGCAGUACCGAGACGGCAGAACUGCCCAAAAUGCAGCGCAGCUACAGAGACAAGUGGAGGAGGUGUCCGGUCUUGAAUGUAACAAGCUGCUGUCCUCUGGACAGGUUUUACCCAGUGAGUGUGUGAGUAGUCUGGUGGAGCUGGCUGGAAACCCAAACACCAGCACGGCUUUGACAAGCUCCAUCAUCUCCCUGCUGGCACAUUUAGCGUGUGAUGAUGACAGCCGAGAGAUGCUUCACAGCAGCUUUAACCUCACCAGCACACUUGCCUUUGUCAUCCACCAGUACAGUGCCACACCAGGAGAGCCUCUAGUGCUGCAGUGUCUACAGGUUCUGCAGAAACUCACUUACAAAACUCAGAUCUUCCAGUCUUCUAACUACAUUCCGGAGCUUAUUUCUUUUCUCAUGGCCAACAUCCAGUCUAAAAGUGACGACAUCAUCAUUCCCUGCCUCGGCCUUAUGGCCAAUUUGUGCCGUGACAACCACUCAGUGCAGAGCUACAUCAAGUCUUUGGAUAACGUGAAGUCAUUUUAUCGCACACUAAUUAAUUUCCUGGCUCACAACAGUCUAACUGUGGUGGUCUUCACACUGUCUAUACUGGCCAGCCUCACACUGAAUGAAAAGGUUGGAGAGAAGCUCUUUGAUUCCAAGAACAUCCACCAGACUUUCCAGCUUGUGUUCAACAUUAUUGUGAAUGGUGACGGUACUCUGACGAGAAAAUACUCAGUUGAUUUGUUGGUCGACUUGUUGAAGAACCCAAAAAUAGGAGAUUUUCUCACUAGGUAUCAGCACUUUUCAGCAUGUGUGUCUCAAGUUUUAGGACUGUUGCAUUCAAAAGAUCCAGACUCUGCAGCCAAGGUGUUGGAGCUCCUUCUGGCCAUGUGCAGCGUCUCAGGCUUGCGUUUGCUCCUGUGUCAGGUGGUUUUUAAACCCAAUGGACCCAAACUGAGAGCUGUCGCCCGCAGACAAGUGGCUGUGCUGGAUGUGGGAUGCACAGCAGAGCCUGGACUCGCCCUGGUGCAGUGGCUUAGCUCCCCUUUAGAGGGUGCUGAGUCCUGCUCACUUCAAGCGUUGCAGCUAUUAAACGAGUUGCUGGAGGAGGCGCUCGGGGAGGAGAACAUGUCCAAUUGUGUGCUGACUUUUGUAGACAUGUUGCUGCCAGUUCUCUUAGGGCUGCUGAAGGGCAUCGAUCCUGCACAGGGAGAUUCCCACUUAAAGAAACACUGUCACCGUGUGACAUAUGUCACCACUCUGCUGCUCAUGUUGUGUGCUGAGGACUCCACCAGAUCUUUGGUGUCCCAUCAAGUGAGCUCUCAACUCUUCCUCUCACUAGUUGAAUCUCUUAUUUCAUGUUGCUAUAGCAACAAGCCUCUACCCUGCCUACAUCCUGGCUCUGACAAUGAUCUGAGUCAGGUGUGUGCUGAAGCUCUGCUUAAGACUCUAGAGUUAAUGAGCAAACUGAGGCAACAAGUGAAGGACAUGGAGACCAGCUUCUACAGGAUGUUACAAGACCAAAGAGUAGUGACUCCACUCUCUCUGGCACUGACGUCCCACCGCAGAGAGCGUGUGCAGACUGGACUGUGUUUGUUGUUUGAAGCGACCCCCCUUCCGGACUUCCCUAUACUGGUCCUGGGAGAAAGUAUCGCUGCCAACAACGCCUAUCGCCAGAGGGAGGCCGAGCUGCCCAUUAAACGUGUUGCAGUUCAGGACGUCUCCCCCCUGUGGACAAAUGCUGGCUCACUGGAGUCUUCCAGUGUCUCCAGCAGGAGUGUCCACAAUCUAACUGAGAAGAUACAGAACGGUCUAGAGCUGCAGGAACAGGUUAAGGACUCCCACGUGUCUGAAAUCAUCGACGUCUAUGAACAGAAGCUCUCUGCAUUUGCGUCGAAGGAGAGCCGUCUGCAGGACCUGCUGGAAGCCAAGGCUUUAGCUCUGUCUCAGGCCGAUCGUCUCAUUGCUCAGUAUCGCUUCCAGCGCGCUCAAGCUGAGGCCGAGGCUCGUAAGCUGGCCUGCCUCCUCAAGGAGGCUGAGCGUCGACGUGAGGACCUGCAGAGCGAGCUGAGCAGCCAGGUUCUGGAGGUGGAGCGAUCCAAAGCUGACAUGGAGGAGCUGCUGCAGCACAACGACAGGCUGCAGAAAGACUCUGAGGAGCACCAGGCACUCAAAGGUGCUUACAACGCCCUGCUGAACAGGACCGCAACUCAACUGGAGGAGAGACAGGAGGAGAUCAGGCUGCUCCGCUUAGAAAUACAACAGAAGAACAGCGACAUAGCAGGUCUUCGUGGUGACCUUCGAGCAGAAGAAGAGAAGGUGAAACAGAAGGAUCAGGAGAGGAGAGAACUGGAGGAGACGGUGGAUGUUUUAAGGAAGGAGCUUAACAAGACUGAGCAGGCGAGGAAGGAUGCCAGCAUCAAGGCAUCAUCGCUGGAGCUGCAGAAGAGUCAGCUGGAGACAAAACUGAAGCAGAAGGAGGACGAGCUGAACAAACACUCUGCGAUGAUCGCCAUGAUUCACAGCCUCAGCAGCGGCAAAAUGAAGAGCGAUGUCAACCUGUCCCUCUGAGUCACGUCCUUUUAAAACUUACUGUAGAGAAAUAAACCUGGACUAUGAACUUCCAUUUUAAAUUUGAAUGAGUUUAAUGAAAUGAUGAUGCUCAGAUUUUAUUUGUGUGUGUUUGAUAAAUGAUUAUAAAAGCAUAAAUCAGGAGGAGCAAAUUGUAAAGAAAGGUGCUGGAUGUGAGUUUACACCUUCAGACAAAUCAAAAACCUGGAUUUAGAGUGGAAAUAAAAAAAAGCUUCCAACAGUUCCUUUUGUUAUAAUGAUACAUAUCUGUGUAAUAUCCGUAUUUCUAACUUUGCUUCAAAUCUUGUACUGCUUUUAAAAUCAAUAUUAAUAAAAUGAAAACCUACGUAA